Drosophila yakuba is the source of this 11524-nucleotide messenger RNA. RefSeq lists its product as uncharacterized. The transcript is spliced from 14 exons. Bases 399 to 11168 code for a protein of 3589 amino acids. Gene Ontology annotation, molecular function: calcium ion binding; Notch binding. Lineage: Eukaryota; Metazoa; Arthropoda; Insecta; Diptera; Drosophilidae. Gene Ontology annotation, biological process: Notch signaling pathway. The record is from RefSeq and is a predicted model, not a curated record.
GUGUGUAUGUGUGUGUGCGUGGACUGAAACUUCAGGUGCAGACCGCGUUGAUUUGCUGAACAAGUUUCAGUCUGAGUUUGGCCUUCGUGUGGUACAGUACAUGUGCAACACUGGCCUUGUACAUUUAAAAGUUUAAAUUAAUAAAAAGAAAACCGCACCAAAAAGUGGCCAUAAACAAACCGACACCGCCGUUUUCGGGAAAGGGAAAGAAGCCGUCGUUAUUGUCGCUUUUGUUGACCUCAAGGAUAACCAGCUGACAUGCCACAUAAAUUGGAAUACUAGCAUUCGCGAACGAUACGAAUCGAACGUAUAUAGUGCUUAUAUAUAGCUACAGCUGCAUAUAUAUAAGAGAUUGGCAACAAAGCACCGCGCUUAACUGGGCAUUAAAUCGGGCCAAAAUGAAACAAUCGACGGCAGCCAAUUCGCAUUGGCUGGCCGCUUUGCUGUCGUCGCUGCUGCUCCUAAAUGUGCUACACUUAAUUGGAGCCGACGAGGCGUUUUCCUGUCCCAAUGGUUGGGAACUGCGCGGCUUAAAUUGUUAUAAAUAUUUCAAUAUCAAGCACUCGUGGGAUAAAAGCGCCGAACUGUGUCGAAGAUACGGAGCCGAACUGGUGGCCAUCGACAGCUAUGCGGAGAACAACGAGACCUUGGCCAUCGCCCGAGCCAGUGAUCCCAACCAGCGGGCUUCGGACAAGUACUGGCUGGGAUUGGCCUCCCUCGACGACCUGCGCACCAAUACGCUGGAGUCCGCAUCGGGUGCACUGAUCUCCCAAUACUCCGGCUACUGGUCGCUCCAUCAGCCGAAUGCCGAGUCCGGUGAGUGUGUGGCGGCUGCUUUCGCGGGCAAGUCACAGAGCUGGGAUCUGGGCACCUGUGAGUCCCUGCUGCCGUUCAUGUGCCGCGCCCAGGCCUGUCCACAGGGAGCACUCCACUGCGCCAACGGCAAGUGCAUCAACCAGGCCUUCAAGUGCGACGGCAGCGAUGAUUGCGGCGAUGGCACCGACGAGCUGGACUGUCCGGCACAGUGCCACUACCACAUGCAGUCCGGCGGAGAUGUGAUCGAGACGCCCAACUAUCCGCACAAGUACGGAGCGCUGAGCAAGUGCAAGUGGACGCUGGAGGGACCGCUGGGCAGCAACAUCAUACUGCAGUUCCAGGACUUCGAGACGGAGAAGACCUUUGACACCGUGCAGAUUCUGGUGGGCGGCCGCACCGAGGACAAGUCCGUCUCACUGGCCACGCUCAGUGGCAAACAGGAUCUGACCACACAGCCCUUCGUGUCUGCGUCCAACUUCAUGAUCGUCAAGUUUACCACGGACGGCAGUGUGGAGCGCAAGGGAUUCAGGGCCACGUGGAAGACGGAGGCCAAGAACUGCGGCGGCACACUGAAGGCCACGCUGCAGCGCCAGAUCCUGACCAGCCCCAACUACCCGAAACAGUAUCCCGGUGGCCUGGAGUGCCUCUAUGUGAUUAAGGCACAACCGGGUCGCAUCAUCUCCAUCGAAGUGGACGACCUGGAUAUCGCCGAUGGACGCGACUUCCUGAUGAUCCGCGAUGGCGAAUCGCCCAUGAGUCGCACCAUCGCCAAACUGACCGGAAAGACGGCGCAGAACAACCGCGUGAUCAUCUCCACGGGCAAUGCUCUCUACCUGUACUUCAAGUCCAGUUUGGGUGAGGCCGGCAAGGGUUUCAGUCUGCGUUACAUUCAGGGCUGCAAGGCCACGAUCACCGCCAGAAACGGCACCGUUACUUCACCAGCCUUUGGAUUGGCCGACUAUCCCAAGAACCAGGAGUGCUACUUCACCAUCCGCAACAAUGCCCGUGCUCCACUCUCCCUCAAGUUCGACAAGUUCACCGUCCACAAGAGCGACAAUGUCCAGGUGUUCGACGGCUCCUCCACCUCCGGUCUGCGUCUGCACUCCGGAAACGGAUUCACCGGCCCGGCGGCUCCCAAAUUGACCCUGACUGCCUCAUCCGGUGAGAUGCUCAUCAAGUUCACCUCGGAUGCUCUGCACAAUGCUGCUGGAUGGUCGGCCACUUUCUCGGCCGAUUGUCCGGAGCUGCAGCCCGGAAUUGGAGCCUUGGCCUCCAGUCGCGACACCGCUUUCGGUACGCUGGUCAGCUUUACAUGUCCCAUUGGACAGGAGUUUGCCACCGGCAAGACGCGACUGGUUACCGAAUGUCUGCGCGGUGGCAACUGGAGUGUCUCCUACAUACCCAAGUGUCAGGAGGUCUACUGCGGUCCUGUGCCACAAAUCGACAACGGUUUCUCCAUUGGCUCCUCGAACGUGACCUAUCGCGGCAUAGCGAUGUACCAGUGCUACGCCGGCUUCGCCUUCGCCUCCGGCGCUCCGAUCGAGAAGAUCUCCUGUCUGCCGGACGGCCGCUGGGAGCGACAGCCCCACUGCAUGGCCUCCCAGUGCGCCACGCUGCCGGAGGUGGCCCACGCCAAUGUGACGCUGCUGAAUGGAGGCGGUCGCAGCUACGGCACCAUUGUCCAGUACGAGUGUGAGCCGGGCUACGAGCGCAAUGGCCAUCCCGUGCUCACCUGCAUGUCCAACGGCACCUGGAGCGGUGAUGUGCCCAAGUGCACGCGCAAGCGAUGCUUCGAAUUCCCAACGAUCGCCAACGGCUUUGUGGUGGACUCGACGCGAGCCUAUCUCUUUGGGGAUGAGGCCAGGGUGCAGUGCUUCAAGGGCUACAAGCUGAUCGGCAGCAACAUCAUGCGCUGCAGCGAGGCCCAGAAGUUCGAGCAGCCGCCGACGUGCGAGGACAUCAACGAGUGCAGCUCCUCGCAGUGCGACCUGACCACCACCGAGUGCCAGAACACCAAUGGCUCCUUCCACUGCCAGUGCAGAACGGGAUUCACGGCCACCACCGAGUGCCGACCUGUCGGAGAUUUGGGCUUGGGCAAUGGUGGCAUUCCCGAUGACAGCAUCACCACCUCGCUGAGUGAGCCCGGCUACAGCAAGGAGCAGCUGCGCCUGAACACGAACGGCUGGUGCGGUGGCUCCUCGGAGCCGGGUGCCAACUGGAUACUCAUCGAUCUCAAGGCACCCACCAUUCUGCGUGGCUUCCGCACCAUGUCCGUGCAGCGACCCGAUGGCAAUGUGGCCUUCAGCUCGGCGGUGCGUCUGCAGUACACCAACGAUUUGACGGAUGUGUUCAAGGACUAUGCCAAUCCCGAUGGCACUGCCGUCGAGUUCCGCAUCCUGGAGCCCACGCUCUCCAUCCUCAACCUGCCCCUGCCCAUCGAGGCGCGCUACAUACGCUUCCGCAUCCAGGACUAUGUGGGCGCUCCCUGUCUGCGCAUGGAGCUGAUGGGCUGCACCCGCUUGGAUUGCGUGGACAUCAACGAGUGCAGCAAGAACAACGGCGGCUGUGACCAGAAGUGCAUCAAUUCCCCCGGAGGAUUUGCCUGUGGCUGCAACACCGGCUACCAGCUGUACACCUCCAACGGCACAGCUGGCUAUCACAUCGAGCGCUCCGAAUCCGGCGAACGUGAUGGCGACACCUAUCAGCGCAACAAGACCUGUGUGCCCCUGAUGUGUCCCGAACUGGAGGCGCCGGAGAACGGACAACUGCUCAGCGACAAGAAUGACUAUCACUUCGGCGAUGUGGUGCGCUUCCAGUGCCACUUUGGCUACAUCAUGAGCGGCAGCUCGGCGGCCCUGUGCCUCUCCAGCGGUCAGUGGAACGCCAGCGUACCAGAGUGCAACUAUGCCAAGUGCGUUUCCCUGCCCGAUGACAAGCUGGAGGGUCUAACUGUGGCCCGGCCCGAUCCCGAAUCCGUGCUGGUGCCCUUCCGUGACAAUGUGACCAUUACGUGCGGAGCGGCGGGUCGCCAACUGAGGGCCACCGCCUCCUCCGGUUUCCGGCAGUGCGUGUACGAUCCCAAGCCUGGUCUGCCCGACUACUGGCUAUCCGGUAUGCAGCCAUCCUGUCCCCGGGUGGACUGCUAUGCGCCCAUGCCCACGCCCGGCGCGGAGUACGGACAGUUUGUGGACACGCGCUAUCAGAGCAGCUUCUUCUUUGGCUGCCAGAACACCUUCAAGUUGGCUGGCCAGACGGGUCGUCACGACAAUGUGGUGCGUUGUGGAGCUGAUGGCAUCUGGGACUUUGGCGAUCUGCGCUGCGAGGGACCAGUGUGCGAGGAUCCUGGAAGACCGGCCGAUGGUCGCCAGAUUGCCCGCAGCUAUGAGCAGAGCUCGGAGGUGUACUUUGGAUGCAAUCGUCCUGGCUACAUCCUCAUCAAUCCGCGACCCAUUACGUGCAUACGCGAGCCGGAGUGCAAGGUCAUCAAGCCAUUGGGUUUGGGUUCGGGCAGGAUUCCGGACUCGGCCAUCAAUGCCACCUCGGAGCGACCCAAUUACGAGGCCAAGAACAUACGACUCAACUCCGCCACUGGCUGGUGUGGUAAGCAGGAGGCCUUCACCUACGUGAGCGUGGAUCUGGGACAGAUCUAUCGCGUGAAGGCCAUUCUGGUGAAGGGUGUGGUCACCAACGACAUUGUGGGCAGGCCCACGGAGAUUCGGUUCUUCUACAAACAGGCUGAGAGCGAGAACUACGUUGUGUACUUCCCCAACUUCAACCUGACCAUGCGGGAUCCGGGCAACUACGGAGAGCUGGCCAUGAUCACGCUGCCCAAGUUCGUGCAGGCGCGCUUCGUGAUCCUUGGCAUUGUGAGCUACAUGGACAACGCCUGUCUGAAGUUCGAGCUGAUGGGCUGCGAGGAGCCGAAGCAGGAGCCACUCCUCGGCUACGACUACGGCUACUCCCCGUGCGUGGACAACGAACCACCGAUCUUCCAGAACUGCCCGCAGCAACCCAUUGUGGUGCGUCGCGAUGAGAACGGCGGAGUUCUACCGGUUAACUUCACCGAACCCACGGCAGUGGACAACUCCGGAUCGAUUGCCCGCCUGGAGAUCAAGCCACAGAACUUCCGCACGCCCAGCUAUAUUUUCAAGGAUACGGUCGUCAAGUACGUGGCCUUCGACUACGAUGGCAAUGUGGCCAUCUGCGAGAUCAACAUCACGGUGCCCGAUGUCACGCCACCACUGCUGCAGUGCCCACAGAGCUAUGUGAUUGAGCUGGUGGAUCGCCAGGAUAGCUAUACGGUCAACUUCAACGAUACCCGCAAGAGGAUCAAGACCUCCGACGACACCGGAGAGGUGAGGCUGCAGUUCAGCCCCGAGACGGCCACCAUCAAGAUCGGAAACUUCGAGAACGUGACCGUCACGGCUACGGAUAAGUACAACAACCGCGCCGCCUGCCACUUCCAGGUCUCUGUGAAGGCCUCGCCCUGCGUCGACUGGGAGCUGCAGCCGCCGGCCAAUGGUGCCAUCAAUUGCCUGCCCGGCGAUCGCGGCAUCGAGUGCAUUGCCACCUGCAAGCCCGGAUUCCGCUUCACCGACGGCGAACCCCUGAAGACCUUCUCCUGCGAAACGUCCCGUCUGUGGCGUCCCACCUCCGUGGUGCCCGACUGCGUGUCCGAGAACACGGAGCAGGCCGCCUACCACGUGACCGCCGCCAUCACCUACCGCGCCAACGGAGCGGUGGCCCAAUCCUGUCUGGGUCAGUACCAGGAGGUGCUGGCCCAGCACUACGGCGGCUUGAACCAGUUGCUAUCGCAGCGCUGCUCCGCCGUGAAUGUGAACAUGAACGUGACGUUUGUGAAGUCGGUGCCCAUGCUGCUGGAGGAGAAUGUGGUCAAGAUGGACUUCAUCCUGUCCAUUCUGCCGGCGGUGCGUCAGCCACAGCUGUACGAUUUGUGCGGCUCCACGCUGAACCUGAUCUUCGAUCUGAGUGUGCCCUAUGCCAGUGCCGUGAUCGAUGACCUGCUGAACAUUGCCAACAUUGGCAACCAGUGUCCACCAUUGCGCGCCCUCAAGUCGCAGAUCUCGCGCGGCUUCAACUGCAAUGUGGGCGAGGUGCUGAACAUGGACACCAGCGAUGUGCCGCGUUGCCUGCACUGUCCCGCCGGCACGUAUGUGUCCGAGGGUCAGAACAGCUGCACCUACUGCCCAAGGGGCUACUACCAGAACCGUGACCGCCAGGGCACCUGCCUGCGCUGCCCGGCCGGUACCUACACCAAGGAGGAGGGCACCAAGUCGCAGGCGGACUGCAUACCCGUCUGCGGUUACGGCACCUACUCACCCACCGGACUGGUGCCCUGCCUGGAGUGUCCGCGUAACUCCUUCACCGCCGAGCCGCCCACCGGUGGCUUCAAGGAUUGCCAGGCAUGUGCGGCGCAGACCUUCACCUACCAGCCGGCUGCCUCGAACAAGGAUCUGUGUCGCGCCAAGUGUGCGCCGGGCACCUACUCGGCCACCGGACUGGCGCCCUGCUCGCCCUGCCCGCUGCAUCAUUAUCAGGGAGCCGCGGGUGCACAGAGCUGCAACGAGUGUCCGAGUAACAUGCGAACCGAUUCACCCGCCUCCAAGGGACGCGAGCAGUGCAAGCCGGUGGUCUGUGGCGAAGGCGCCUGCCAGCACGGCGGUCUCUGUGUGCCCAUGGGCCACGACAUCCAGUGCUUCUGCCCGGCCGGGUUCUCCGGUCGUCGCUGCGAACAGGACAUCGACGAGUGCGCCUCGCAGCCGUGCUACAAUGGUGGCCAGUGCAAGGAUCUGCCGCAGGGCUAUCGCUGUGAGUGCCCGGCGGGAUACUCGGGCAUCAACUGCCAGGAGGAGACCAGUGACUGUGGCAACGACACCUGUCCCGCCAGAGCCAUGUGCAAGAACGAGCCGGGCUACAAGAACGUGACCUGUCUGUGUCGCAGUGGCUACACCGGGGAACAGUGCGAUGUGACCAUCGAUCCGUGCACGGCGAAUGGUAAUCCGUGCGGCAAUGGCGCCAGCUGCCAGGCCUUGGAGCAGGGUCGCUACAAGUGCGAGUGUGUGCCGGGAUGGGAGGGCAUCCAUUGCGAGCAAAACAUCAACGACUGCUCGGAGAAUCCCUGCCUGUUGGGCGCCAACUGCACGGAUCUGGUCAAUGACUUCCAGUGCGCCUGUCCGCCAGGAUUCACCGGCAAGCGGUGCGAGCAAAAGAUCGAUCUCUGCCUGUCGGAGCCGUGCAAGCAUGGCACCUGUGUGGACCGCCUCUUCGACCACGAGUGCGUCUGCCAUCCGGGCUGGACGGGAUCUGCCUGCGACAUCAACAUCGACGACUGCGAGCACCGACCCUGUGCCAAUGAUGGCACCUGCGUCGACCUGGUCGAUGGCUUCAGCUGCAACUGCGAACCGGGCUACACGGGCAAGAACUGCCAGCACACCAUCGACGAUUGCGCCUCGAAUCCCUGCCAGCACGGCGCCACCUGUGUGGACCAGUUGGAUGGCUUCAGCUGCAAGUGCCGUCCUGGCUACGUGGGUCUCUCCUGCGAGGCCGAAAUCGACGAGUGUCUGAGCGACCCCUGCAAUCCGGUGGGCACGGAACGCUGCCUCGACCUGGACAACAAGUUCGAGUGCGUGUGCCGCGAUGGAUUCAAGGGACCACUGUGCGCCACGGACAUCGAUGACUGCGAGGCGCAGCCGUGUCUGAACAAUGGCAUCUGCCGGGAUCGCGUCGGUGGCUUUGAGUGCGGUUGCGAGCCGGGUUGGAGUGGCAUGCGCUGUGAGCAGCAGGUGACCACGUGUGGAGCGCAGGCUCCUUGCCAGAACGAUGCCAGCUGCAUUGACCUGUUCCAGGACUACUUCUGCGUGUGUCCUAGCGGCACCGAUGGCAAGAACUGCGAGACGGCGCCGGAACGCUGCAUCGGCGAUCCUUGUAUGCAUGGUGGCAAGUGCCAGGACUUCGGUUCGGGUCUGAACUGCAGUUGCCCGGCGGAUUACUCGGGCAUUGGUUGCCAGUACGAGUACGACGCUUGCGAGGAGCACGUCUGCCAGAAUGGCGCCACCUGCGUGGACAAUGGUGCUGGCUACAGCUGCCAGUGCCCACCUGGCUUCACCGGACGCAACUGCGAACAGGACAUCGUGGACUGCAAGGAUAACUCCUGCCCGCCGGGCGCCACCUGCGUGGAUCUGACCAACGGCUUCUACUGCCAGUGUCCCUUCAACAUGACCGGCGACGAUUGCCGCAAGGCCAUCCAAGUGGACUACGAUCUGUACUUCAGCGAUCCAUCGCGUUCCACCGCCGCCCAGGUGGUACCAUUCCCCACGGGCGAGGCGAACAGCCUGACCGUCGCCAUGUGGGUGCAGUUUGCCCAGAAGGACGACCGCGGCAUCUUCUUCACCCUAUACGGCGUGCAAUCCGCCCGCAUGACCCAGCACCGUCGUAUGCUGCUCCAGGCCCACUCCAGUGGCGUUCAGGUGUCGCUCUUCGAGGACCAACCCGACGCCUUCCUGAGCUUCGGCGAGUACACCUCCGUCAACGACGGCCAGUGGCACCAUGUGGCCGUGGUCUGGGACGGCAUCUCCGGACAGCUGCAACUGAUCACAGAGGGACUGAUUGCCAGCAAGAUGGAGUACGGAGCGGGUGGCUCUCUGCCCGCAUAUCUCUGGGCGGUGCUGGGACUGCCACAACCAUAUGCAAUGAGCAAUGAGCUGGCCUACUCGGAUUCCGGAUUCCAGGGCACAAUAACCAAGGCUCAGGUGUGGGCCCGAGCACUCGACAUUACGUCAGAGAUUCAGAAGCAGGUCCGCGACUGCCGUUCUGAACCGGUUCUCUAUCCCGGCCUCAUCCUCAACUGGGCGGGCUACGAGGUGACUUCCGGCGGAGUGGAGCGCAAUGUGCCCUCACUAUGCGGACAACGCAAGUGCCCCGUGGGCUACACGGGCGCCAAUUGCCAGCAACUGGUCGUGGACAAGGAGCCACCAGUGGUGGAGCACUGCCCCGGAGAUCUGUGGGUGAUUGCCAAGAACGGAUCCGCGGUGGUCACCUGGGAUGAGCCGCACUUCAGCGACAACAUUGGCGUGACCAAGAUCUACGAGCGGAAUGGCCACCGAUCUGGAACUACGCUGCUGUGGGGCACCUACGACAUCACCUACAUUGCAUCCGAUGCAGCCGGAAACACGGCAUCCUGCAGCUUUAAGGUUUCUCUGCUGACCGAGUUCUGUCCAGCGUUGGUCGAUCCCGUUGGUGGAUCGCAGGUGUGCAAGGACUGGGGUGCAGGUGGUCAGUUCAAGGUGUGCGAGAUCGCCUGUAAUACGGGUCUUCGCUUCUCGGAGCAGGUGCCCGAGUUCUACACCUGCGGUGCCGAGGGCUUCUGGCGACCGACGCGGGAACCCUCGAUGCCAUUGGUCUACCCAUCCUGCUCGCCAUCGAAGCCCGCCCAGCGUGUGUUCCGCAUCAAGAUGCUCUUCCCAUCGGACGUGCUGUGCAACAAGGCUGGUCAGGCGGUGCUCCGCCAGAAGGUGACCAACUCGGUCAAUGGCCUGAACAGGGACUGGAACUUCUGCUCCUACGCCAUUGAGGGAACAAGGGAAUGCAAGGACAUUCAGAUCGAUGUGAAAUGCGACCACUAUCGAGGUGCCCAGAACAACCGCGUGCGUCGUCAGUCCAAGGAUGGCGGUGUCUAUGUGAUGGAGGCCGAGCUGCCAGUGGUCAACGAUGAGGAUGACGAUCUGACAUUGACGGGUCGCCAGGGACGCCAACAAACUGGCGGCGAUACAUACACCCUGGAGAUAGCCUUCCCGGCUGCGAAUGAUCCUGUGGUGCACACGUCGACGGGCGAGCGUUCCAGUGUCAAGCAGCUGCUGGAGAAGCUCAUCCUCGAGGACGACCAGUUCGCCGUGCAGGAGAUCCUGCCCAACACAGUGCCGGAUCCGGCCUCCCUGGAACUGGGCUCGGAGUACGCCUGUCCCGUCGGCCAGGUGGUGAUGAUACCCGACUGUGUGCCCUGUGCCAUUGGCACCUUCUACGACAGUGCCAACAAGACGUGCAUCGCCUGCUCGCGCGGCACCUACCAGUCGGAGGCGGGCCAGCUGCAGUGCAGCAAGUGCCCGGUGAUUGCUGGACGACCGGGAGUGACUGCCGGACCUGGAGCACGCUCCGCGGCCGACUGCAAGGAGCGCUGCCCAGCCGGCAAGUACUUCGACGCGGAAACGGGUCUGUGCCGCUCCUGCGGCCAUGGUUUCUACCAGCCCAACGAGGGCUCCUUCAGCUGCGAGCUGUGCGGCCUGGGCCAGACGACACGCUCCACGGAGGCCACGUCUCGCAAGGAGUGUCGCGAUGAGUGCAGCUCUGGCCAGCAACUGGGAGCCGAUGGACGCUGCGAGCCCUGUCCACGUGGCACAUACCGCCUGCAGGGCGUUCAGCCAUCCUGCGCCGCCUGUCCGCUGGGCAGGACCACGCCCAAGGUGGGCGCCAGUUCAGUGGAGGAGUGCACCCUGCCCGUCUGCUCGGCAGGUACGUACCUGAACGCCACGCAGAACAUGUGCAUCGAGUGCCGCAAGGGCUUCUAUCAGUCGGAGUCGCAGCAGACCGCCUGUCUGCAGUGCCCGCCGAACCACAGCACCAAGAUCACCGGCGCCACCUCGAAGAGCGAGUGCACCAAUCCGUGCGAACACAUUGCCGAGGGCAAGCCGCACUGCGAUGUGAAUGCCUACUGCAUCAUGGUGCCGGAGACGUCGGACUUCAAGUGCGAGUGCAAGCCAGGAUUCAAUGGAACGGGCAUGGCCUGCACGGAUGUGUGCGAUGGCUUCUGCGAGAACUCUGGCGCGUGUGUCAAGGACUUGAAGGGCACACCCUCCUGCCGCUGUGUGGGCUCCUUCACGGGUCCCCACUGUGCGGAACGCUCCGAGUUCGCCUACAUUGCCGGCGGAAUUGCCGGAGCGGUGAUCUUCAUCAUCAUUAUUGUCCUGCUUAUCUGGAUGAUCUGCGUGCGCUCCACGAAGCGCCGGGAUCCCAAGAAAAUGCUAACGCCUGCGAUUGACCAGACCGGUUCGCAGGUGAACUUCUACUACGGCGCCCACACGCCCUACGCGGAGUCCAUCGCCCCAUCCCAUCACAGCACCUAUGCGCACUACUACGACGACGAGGAGGACGGCUGGGAGAUGCCCAACUUCUACAACGAAACGUACAUGAAGGAUGGUCUGCAUGGCGGCAAGAUGAGCACGUUGGCCAGGUCCAAUGCCUCGCUCUAUGGAACUAAAGAAGACUUAUACGACCGACUGAAACGUCACGCCUACACGGGCAAGAAGGAAAAGAGUGAUAGUGAUAGCGAAGUGCAGUAGAACAACGAUAAAUAACAGAUAACAGAUAACCAGCUGCUUUAAUGUAAAAUGUGGUCAUAAAUAACGAAUGGGAUGCAGCAGUGAUACCCACUGCCCCCCAAGAAUACUCACUGGCGAGCCUUGCAUUGAAUCAACGUAAUAGCUGCGGUCCAUCUACGAUCCAUCCAUCUAUAGUCCCCAUCUCGGAUAUUACGUGGCUUAAUGCCAGGCUUGGAGAGACGAGGAGGAGUCGAGCAGAGACGCGAGAUGGCUUAUAAUAUAGUAAUUCCCAUUUGUGCUUUUUAGGUAUGCAAAAAACUACAUGAAAUUAAGUCGAACUUAUGCGUAAUUUAAUGAAUGAUGAAAUAUUGUUUUAA